CUUGGGAGGUAUGCAAUCGACUACGCAACGGACUCGCAAUGCUGUGAGAAUUUGGAGGCAAUACUAAGUGAGAAGGGAGUGCUAGUGAAUGCAGCAUAUUAUGGCGCCACACCCUUAAUCUCUUUAACCAGAAACAUGGAUCUCGAGAAUAUGAGUGAGAUAAUCAAGUGUAUACGCUUAUUGCUGGACUAUGGUGCCUCACCUAAUAUACCAGAUGAUAAUUUUAUGCUUCCUCUGAGAAAUGUGUUAAAAAAAAAUUUAACGAGGAAUCAGAAGAGCGAGCUAGUGUCAAUGUUUCUGCAGUAUCCAAACCUUGAUAUAGACAGCUUUGGAGGAAGCCUGCGUAAGGCGCUGCUAGAAUUUGAUGCGAACCUUAAUUUGCCAGCGGUGCGAGAAAAUGCGGAUAAGGAAGUCAAUUAUCACAAUCUUCUUUAUUCUAUGGAUAAGGAUAUACCGCUCUUCAAAGAAAUGUUGCCAAAGUUUAAGGAGGACAAGUCCAAGCUACUUGUGGAAAGCAUUACAAAAGGAUACAACGAAGCCUUGGAAAUUCUGCUGCUGCAGUCAGAUUUGGAUAUAAACGAACCCCAUUAUGAAUUAUUUUUUUUAACGUUUGUAGAAUAUGCCUGCACCGUAGGCCACUGGUUUGCACUUGAACAACUGCUCAAGCAUGAAAAGCUGGUUAUUACUAAAGACAUGGAUGUGCUUAAUCCUUUGAUCUAUCGUCUGGAUAAACCAGCAAGUGAAUUUACCAACUAUGUUAAAUGUUUUGAACUGGUGUUAGCCAGCAAAUAUUCCCGUUUACAUGAAAGGGAUGGGAUUGGACGCACACCAUUGCAUAAAGCUAUUUACUUUCAUCAUGAUGUUGCAGUCAAAAAGCUAUUACAAAGUGGGGCAUAUCUGGGCAUGAGAAGCGAUUGUAAACAGUUAGCCGUGCAAGAUAUAAAGCCAGAAUUGUUGGAGCAGCAUCUGGAUAGCUGCAUCACCAGCAGUUCACACAGUCGAGGCCAUGAUGCCUACGAGAUUCAGCUUAACUAUAUCAACUUUCGCCUGCGUGGUGACUCCGGUCUCGCUAGUGAAAUGCAGCUCAUUUGUGAAAUGGGAAAGUUUGCAGCGUUGCGUCCUUUGCUGCAGCAUCCGCUCAUUAGCAGUUUCAUCAUGCUCAAGUGGCACAGUCUAUCGCGCAUAUUCUAUAUCCACUUCAUGUUUUAUGUACUCUCCAGCAUUUGUCUCUUGACGCAUUUAAUGCUUAACUAUACUGCUAAAAAAACGGAUUCUGUUGUUACCUUGUUUAAUGUGCUCUCAGUUAUUGGUCUGUCCUACAUUGCCCUCUGUGAACUCAUUGGACUUAGUUAUUGCUUGUCUUAUUCUGCACUUGUCAUUGCCUUUGCUUUAUCCUUCUAUGUGUUAAACUUACACCAGUUGAACUCAAAAGGCUUAAUAGAGGUUUUUAUACGGACGGUCAUUAUGUCAACUGGUGAAUUUAAUGCAAAUGAGAUUGAGGGCAACAUCUAUGUGAAUUUAUUCUUUUUGUUGUUUGUCAUUUUAAUCUCAAUUGUGUUGAUGAACUUGCUUACUGCUCUAGCCAUUGGCGAUACACAGGUAAUCCAAGCUGAGGCGGAGGUCAACACUCUCAUUUGUCGUGCCCGUUUGCUAAGUGCUUAUGAAAUCUUUCUUUCUGAAUCCUGGGGUUGA
Molecule: messenger RNA, 1692 nt
Organism: Drosophila busckii
Lineage: Eukaryota; Metazoa; Arthropoda; Insecta; Diptera; Drosophilidae
Product: transient receptor potential cation channel protein painless-like
Exons: 4
Coding region: 136-1692 (518 amino acids)
Molecular function (GO): protein binding
Source: RefSeq, a predicted model, not a curated record